Fusarium redolens is the source of this 3084-nucleotide messenger RNA. RefSeq lists its product as uncharacterized. The record is from RefSeq and is a predicted model, not a curated record. The transcript has 7 exons. Gene Ontology annotation, biological process: proton motive force-driven ATP synthesis. Gene Ontology annotation, molecular function: proton-transporting ATP synthase activity, rotational mechanism. Bases 66 to 3020 code for a protein of 984 amino acids. NCBI's taxonomy places the organism in Eukaryota, Fungi, Ascomycota, Sordariomycetes, Hypocreales, Nectriaceae.
AUUCGUGCCAGCGGCCUCAAUUGAGCUCACCCAAGCAACAACCUCAUCCACCAGCUCAGCCCAUCAUGAACUCCUUCCGCGUUGCCCGUGCGGCUCUCCGAGCUCGCCCUUCCGCUAUCCGAGUCCCCCUCCAGCGAAGAACCUACGCCGAGGCCGUCCCCGACAAGGCAAGAUUCAGCGAACCCCGUCCCCGGCUACGACUGAUCAAGCUGAGCCUUGCCCUUCCUCACCAGUCUAUCUACAAGUCCCAGGAUGUCGUCCAGGUCAACAUCCCCGCCGAGUCUGGAGAGAUGGGUGUCCUCGCCAACCACGUUCCUUCCAUUGAGCAGCUGAAGCCUGGUCUGGUUGAGGUUGUCGAGGAGUCCGCUGGCUCCAAGCAGUUCUUCCUCUCUGGUGGAUUCGCUACCGUCCAGCCCAACUCCGUCCUCAGCAUCAACGCUGUUGAGGGAUACCCCCUUGAGGACUUCAGCGCCGAGGCCAUCCGAGCCCAGAUUGCUGAGGCCCAGAAGGUUGCCAACGGCAGCGGAAGCGAGCAGGAUAUUGCUGAGGCCAAGAUCGAGCUGGAGGGACCAGGAGUGGCCAGUGGCAACAAGAGUCGCACAUCAAGAGAUACACUUCCGAGACAGAUAUCCUCAACUCUAUCGCAAAAAGAUAAUCCAAGGUUCAGUGCUGUCAGGGGGUCCAGGGGAAGAAAUGCAUCAACAAAACCAAGUGUUGCUGGCUUCCCGCCUAGGACGAGCUACGGACGAACUGCCUCGAAUCGACCGAGCCAAGCUCUUCGAUACUCAGCUAGUACAGACAUGCUUCCUUCAGAAUCUUUCAUGUCCUCAUACCUUGAGUCGACAAACCGCUCUCGUACUGCUAGCUCCACAGAGAAAUGCCAAGAUGCGAUGGACAUCCUUGAGCAGUAUGGAAUCUCUAGACCCGCUGGAUGGUUCUCGGAUGGCGAUGCAGGGACGCCAGAUCAAAUCAAACAAACGAAAGCGAUCUUCUCGCAGAUCUGUCACUCGUGCGGCAAUCCUCUCGCUUUCGAACGAUAUUGCUCGCACUGCGGCCACGAUUCUUGUAUGAAGUGUACGGGAGAGACCCCUGGACAACCCCUUGAACACAGGGUUCUCAACAGUUCAAUACAGUAUCAAAAACACUCUUUCAUAGACAAGAUACCCGAGCUACCAACACAAGAUGAAUACCCUGAAGUCGAUACUGCUCGUCGUCGUAAGCUCUCAAGGUUCGCAUCGGAGCCAGAUACGCCAGGGACAUCCUUUAGAACCAAGACGCAAUCUCGCCAAAGACCGAGAACUGAUCAAAACACCUUGAAGCCCACUCGGAAGAAGACGAUUGCGGCACCAACAGAGAUCUCUAGCUCAGUGAAGAACAACCCCUUUUUUGUGGCAGACAGAGGAAUGAAGAAAGAAGCACCAGAACCUGAAAUCACAACGAGAUCAGUGCAAGUGGAACGUAAACCCAGGCCCUCAGACUGUGUACCUAAUCGUCUCAAAUCCAGCUCGCCCCGCGUUUCUCACAUAGAGGAAGAAUGCUCCGACCCUGGUUGUAGAGCUACACACGAUGGCCAUCAUCCAACGCGGCAUAGCAUUGGUUGUGCGACCUGGCGUAGUUUAGGAGCGCAAGUGGUCGAAGGCAAUGAUUUGGAUAUGAUUGAUACAGAUGAAUGCAAACCUAAAGAGAAGAAGCACACACAGUCACCGAGGGAUUCACCAUCCCGAAGCAAGUUACAGAUGAAAAUUGACCAACUCUAUCAUCAUGGACAAGAUCUCCAUCACUCACAGCAUAUAAUGGAGCAUUUAGCAGCUGGUGUACAGACUCUCGAGCCUUCUACGGACGAGAAACCAACAAACGGGCAAGACGGGCGCAUGCGGGCGGACGGCUACAUGUUGAGGGUACAGAGUCUACCUGGUAUUGAUCACUCCUUGAGUCGAGACGAGACUGUCACAGUGGCAAAAGACACUAUCGAACACAAUCUGAGCAAAGAGCCGGCAGUGCCUGACGAGAUUGAGCCACAGCCACCUAAUCUUACCGAUUAUCACAAGGGGGAUCGGCAUCCGAGCCCAAAGUCUCAUGAACCCCAUGACGAUACCCAACCCAAGGAUGCCCAUUGGAUAAAGCACCCUAUAAACAAUAACAAGACCCAUGACGCGCCGAGAGACCACACGAGAACAUUGACUUCACGUCCAACUAGUGAAAAGCCCGUCUCUGAGUCCAAAGGACCGAAGAAAGGCCUCGACACUUCACUAGAGGCAAAUGAAAGGAUUGCGCCACAAGCUCAAAACAAGUCCUUGUCAGACAAAGGUCAUGAUGCUGAUCCCAACUCCAAGAAAAGGAUUGGCAAACUCGAUGAACCUGUCCCUGAGGGGAAAAUGAUGCCUAAACCAACUCCACGUAUCAACAAUGACUCUGAAAGACCGAAUGCCGAGGCUACCGAUAGGAAGGAUAGUUGCUUCAACUGCAAUCCUACUCAGUCAUCAUCACCUAAGCAAACAGAGGGUGGUUUUCAGAUCUUCGUGGAAGAUGAGUCACAUAACAAGACUGAGAAUGAAUUGAGUGCUGUGUUUGAGUCACCCAUGCCUCGGCUCAAAGUAACAGACAUUGAGCAUUCACUCGCUCGCAAGAGCGUCGAGGAAUUGUUGGCCAAAAGUCCACAGCCACAAGAGAUAACAGCAGAAGGGCCAAAGAGCACGAGACUCCCGAGCAUAACAGAGGAUCGAUCUCGCAACGACUCUGAAAUGUCAACAUUGAUUUAUGACCCUAGACCUGUGAUGCCAUACAACCACAUGUGUGCUUGGCGAGCACGCUACAUGGACCUCAAGAGCCAAGUUGACGAACUUGGGCUGGAAUCAGGGCGCCCGUCGCCAGCGAAACAGACUCAGGGCGUGUGCUCACACCCCAAUGGUGAUGUUGACAUUGAGGGCCUCACAGUAGUGAUGCAUCUUAGAGGCAAGGAUGACUUGGUGAUCAAUACAGACUUGAAAGAUGGUCUACAGGAACACAUGAAGCAGCGAUAGAGCAGAGGCUCGUAGGAGUAAGAAGAUUAGAAUGGUUAGGAUAGACCGGACAGGACGGAGAAAG